Telopea speciosissima is the source of this 980-nucleotide messenger RNA. Its product is annotated as endonuclease 1-like. Lineage: Eukaryota; Viridiplantae; Streptophyta; Magnoliopsida; Proteales; Proteaceae. The coding region runs from base 1 to 936 and encodes 311 amino acids. The record is from RefSeq and is a predicted model, not a curated record. The transcript has 9 exons. Gene Ontology annotation, molecular function: endonuclease activity; nucleic acid binding. Gene Ontology annotation, biological process: DNA catabolic process.
AUGAAGGUGUUAGGGUUGUCUCCUCUCUUUCUUGUUUUGACUGUUGGUUUUCUUUUCUUCUGGGCGCCCGGAGCUCAGGCCUGGAGCAAAGAAGGUCACAUCAUGACUUGCCGCAUCGCACAGUCUCUUCUAGAUCCCGCAGCAUCAGAGGUUAUUAGUAAUUUACUACCUGAUUAUGUUAAUGGAGACUUGUCAUCCUUAUGUACAUGGGCGGACCAAAUUCGUAUCUUGUACAAAUACCGGUGGACUAGCCCUCUUCACUACAUUAACACUCCUGAUGAAGCUUGCUCCUUUGAUUAUUCCAGGGAUUGUCACAACCCAAAAGGAGUGAAGGACAUGUGUGUGGCUGGUGCUGUUCAGAAUUUCACAACUCAGCUGGCGAACUACAAAAAAGGAUCAUCUGACAGUCGUUAUAAUAUGACUGAAGCCUUACUAUUCUUGUCACAUUUCGUGGGGGAUAUCCAUCAGCCAAUGCAUGUUGGAUUUUCAAGUGAUGAAGGUGGGAACACAAUUGAAUUGCGUUGGUACAGGCACAAGUCUAACCUUCACCAUGUCUGGGAUAGAGAGAUCAUUCUUACUGCCGAAAAGUUAUUAUAUAACAAUGAUAUGGAUCUCUUCCAAGAAGACAUACAGAAGAACUUCACCAAUGGAAUCUGGUCAGAUGACCUUUCAUCUUGGAAAAACUGUAGUAGUGAUGAUCUCUCCACUUGUCCAACCAAGUGGGCUGAAGAGAGUAUAGACUUGGCAUGCAAAUGGGGUUACAAAGGUGUUACGCCCGGUCAAACUUUAUCUGAUGAGUAUUUCAAUUCAAGAUUUCCGAUUGUUGCGAAACGAAUAGCACAGGGUGGAGUGAGGUUAUCCUUGAUUUUGAACCGGUUAUUUGGGCACCAGCCAACCCUCCACCACCACAGUCAAGAAAUGUUGGCAACAACUUGAGCAUUGCUUAUCUCAUCAGCUUUCCUUCUGCAAUGUAUUCUUUU